Molecule: messenger RNA, 1343 nt
Organism: Thunnus maccoyii (southern bluefin tuna)
Lineage: Eukaryota; Metazoa; Chordata; Actinopteri; Scombriformes; Scombridae
Gene: caln1
Product: calneuron 1
Exons: 6
Coding region: 559-1215 (218 amino acids)
Molecular function (GO): calcium ion binding
Source: RefSeq, a predicted model, not a curated record
GAAGCAACCAAUCGCUGCUCUCCUGCUCGAUGGCGUAUUGAUUUGGGUUGGAGCGUCUCCUUCGGCCACCGCGCUGCUCUCAUCAAUCUUACCACCGCUCGGCACCUGUGAGUGCGGAUCUUCAGUAAAUGGAUCUUUACUUUGAAUCAACGGACUUGGGGAACUGAAAGCAUUAUUUUUUUUUUAUGACUAGACUCCACCGUCUGUGAAUAUAACCGGAUACGGAGCGGAAUGAGAGACAUACAUUAAAAAUUGAUGAGAGUUUGACGAAAAGUACGGUUCGAUUGAAUGAUCAGUGCUGGACUUCAUAUUAGAAAAAAAACAAAAAAACAACACACAUACACACACACACAAACCAACCGAUGUGACCUAUUUUUUUACGAUGGGAAGAAAUUACUGCGCUGCAUUUCCCAAGUAAAGGAAUAUUUAAUAACACAACAAACAACCCGGAUCGACCAACGAGUCUACCUGAAGUCUGUAAACUGGAUCCUACUGCGGGCAUCGAUUAACGGAUUUGAUUGAUAACCUUCAGACACGUAACACCCUCGAAGGGAGAAGAUGCCGUUCCACCAUGUGACGGCAGGUCUGCUCUACAAGGGGAACUACCUGAGUCGCUCGCUGUCGGACAGCGACAGCGACGUGCUGGCCAGCAUCUCUGUGGAGGAGCUCGAUGAGAUUCGGGAGGCUUUUAAGGUGCUGGAUCGUGACGGAAACGGGUUCAUUUCCAAACAGGAGCUGGGUAUGGCCAUGCGCUCUCUGGGGUACAUGCCUAGCGAGGUGGAGCUGGCCAUCAUCAUGCAGAGACUAGACAUGGAUGGUGAUGGACAGGUCGAUUUCGAGGAGUUCAUGACGAUCCUCGGACCCAAACUCCUGUCGUCCGAAACAAGAGAAGGCUUCCUGGGGAGCACAAUAGAUACCAUCUUCUGGCAGUUUGACAUGCAGAGGAUCACCCUGGAGGAGCUGAAACACAUCCUGUUCUACGCCUUCCGCGACCACCUGACCAUGAAGGACAUCGAGAACAUCAUCAUCAAUGAGGAAGAGAGUCUGAAAGAAAACUCUGGGAACUGUCAGACAGAAUUUGAGGGAGUUCACCCUUCAAAGAAAAACCGUCAGACGUGUGUGAGGAAGAGCCUCAUCUGCGCCUUCGCCAUGGCAUUCAUCAUUAGCGUCAUGCUUAUCGCAGCCAAUCAGAUGCUGAGGAACGGCAUGGAGUAGCUGCGCCCACUGUGAGCAGGGAAACAAGCCAGCCUGCAUGUGCAUGCCAGUGGGUGAGGUCAUAUUCCUGUUGAUACGAAAAAGAACUGAAAGGAACGACACGCAGAAUAAACCAUCAACAAAAUUGA